This is a messenger RNA of Fomitiporia mediterranea MF3/22, 549 nucleotides long. Its product is annotated as kinase-like protein. The record is from RefSeq and is a predicted model, not a curated record. Gene Ontology annotation, molecular function: ATP binding; protein serine/threonine kinase activity. NCBI's taxonomy places the organism in Eukaryota, Fungi, Basidiomycota, Agaricomycetes, Hymenochaetales, Hymenochaetaceae. The transcript has a single exon. Bases 1 to 549 code for a protein of 182 amino acids. Gene Ontology annotation, cellular component: nucleus. Gene Ontology annotation, biological process: protein phosphorylation; intracellular signal transduction.
AUGACCUUCUUGCCAAACACCUAUUCAUCUCCGAACGCUCAUCCUGUGGAGUUCGCGAAGAGGGCAAGUGGUCGCGUCAAAGUCGCGCUUCAUUGCGAGUCUUGCCAUGUGGUCACAAUCAAGAUUCUGCUUCUCAAGAACGCUUCCUUCCUGCCACUCUAUGAACACUCGCGCGACCGAGACAGAGGAGUACCGCAAUGGAAUAGACUGGGAAAUUGUCAUUAUGAUACACUGUCCAUUAUCUACAGGCUUGCUUAUGCUCACGCAUUUCCUGUCAUUCAUUGCGAGAUCAAGCCGGAGAACAUUCUCAUUGCAAAUCUCAACCCUCCUCAUAUUAAGAUUGCAGAUUGGGGAACUGCAGAUUUUGCUCCACCUGAACAGCGUCUACAAAUAAGUUGUGGAAGCCUGCACUAUGCUAGUCCUGAAAUCGUGCAAGGAGAACGCUUGCCUGGUACUGUUACUGACAUCUGGAGCUGCAGUGUAAUUCUAUUCGCCCUAAUGACUGGUCGUCUUUCGUUUGACAGCAUAGUAUUCGAGCUCUUCUUUUGA